Molecule: messenger RNA, 2102 nt
Organism: Vitrella brassicaformis
Lineage: Eukaryota; Vitrellaceae
Source: the annotation of a GenBank genome assembly
CUUUCUCCCAAUACCCGCGGCGAGGCCGCCUCGCCUCCCCGCGAGCAUUAACCACUGCCCACGGUCCUUUCCGGCCACUGAUGUAGAAGACGUCCUAUCGUUUCUGUCUUUCGCAGACGACUUGCUUUAGCCAAAGUUCAAGCAUUGCCAUGUCACUUGCGUCGCCCGACUGCAGAUUCAUAUGAUACAUGAAGUGGUGUCGGAGAAGGAGCAAAUCGUGUUGCUUCUGCAUCACUUCAGCCACAGACAUAUUCAAAAGUAUCUCCCUAGUCUUCCUUACAUCCGCCUCCCGAACCAGCACAGCGAGAGUCGUCCAGUCCCAGAAGCAUCCCUGUGGCAUCCAGUAGUCAUCAGCCAGCACGACUGGGAUGCAGCCGAAGAACAUCGCCUCCAUCAGCCUAGGGCUCCAGCCUCUCCAUCCCCUCGGACACAGACAGAAAAUAGAAUUUCGUAGUCCGCUCUCAUACUCUCGCCGCCUGAACUUGUGCUGGACGACAAACGACCCGGGCGUAUCUUGAAAGAUCUUGACAAGGUCAGCACGCACAGUAUUUCUUAUCUUUCCCGCGAAGAAAACGAAAUAGCGCCGACCAGUGGCUUGAAGCAACGUAGAGACCGUUGAUGCAGACGAGUGCUUAUAUUCUGGCCCGAUGAUCGGUCCUGUGACGUCUCUAAGUGCUCUCGCUGCAAGCAUGAUGUUACCUGACAGGCUAAUGGAGACAUCGCGGCGCGGAUCGAAACUACACCAUAAUGUGAACACAGCCGGGAUACAAAAAGGGGAACAUCCAUAAUGUGAUUUCAAUGAGGCCGCACUUCCACAGCUGACAUGUACGGCGGCUUAUAGGGGAUCUUGAUCGGCUUACUCGACGACCAGGACUUGAAUCUCUCCACGUUGUGCAUCUAUUCAGGAUGGAUUGGACAAUAUGUCUCAAUCCGAUGCUACGGACUACCUUACCGUUUCAUACUCAUGUCUCUUAACCAGGUCAGCAGUGCAUGUGAGUACACUGCCGUUAUGGACAAAGACGGGGUCAGCAAACGCGAGAAAGUCUGCUCGUCCACCGUCGUGGGAUGUUGUCAAAAAAUGCAAUCGCCCUUUUGAACGGUUGAAGUAGGGAAAUUGCUUCGUGAUGUCCUCGAUCGUUUUCCUUAUGUCUUCUGCGCUCCGCCAGACGUCAAAGUUCGGAACAGUCAAAUCUGGCAUGAAGUGAGCCAGCAACUGAUUCCAAUGGACUCUGAGAUCAUUGCGGUGCGCGAAGGUGGCUGUGGUCGGGAAGACAGGCAAGGCAAACAGAGCAUCGGUUUCUUCAGGCAAUGCUGUUUCCGACGGUAAAACCGCGAAGUUGGGCAACUGCUGCAUGUUUGACCUGUGCAAGAUGCAUCAUACUUAUCGCGACAGUGUGGGUCAAUGUUCAUAUAAUGCGUGGUGGGCCGACUGACCAGAUGAUGCGCUCCGUCUGAUACCCUGUCAGCAAUGGACAGAAUAGAAAAUCACUGGCAGAAUGUGGUCAUGUGUUACCCGGAUUUCCUGACGCUCUGAGAAUCUGUCGAACCGACAGGAAUUCAGGAAUCAUCCUGAAGUCUGCAAAUUAGAACCACACUGAAAGUGGAUACGCCUCUGCAAGGCAUGUACCUGUGGUGGUUAUCGGAUAUUGAUACACAGUGAGAUUGCAGUGCAUUUCGUUUAGAAGGUCCGCCACCAAUUCGUCCAUAUGUGACAAACCGCGUCCCUUUGCAUUCUUCCCGCCGAAAUGCCUCGUUGUCGCAACGAAGUCCGGCACACCAUUAGACCUCAAAGGGUGAAGGAGGCAUUGGCAAAGUUGUUCAACUUCGCUCCUCUCAGGCUGAGUCUCUUUCCUCCUACGCGCCAGGCAUCUCACGUUUGUCCCGUGGAAGUCGUUCCCAAGAAGCAAGGCCAAAUUCAAGAUAUCAUUUGAUAGGCGCAUCUCGAAAAUGAGCUCCUUCACGACGCCUCGCACGACCAGAAAGACAACGACAGCGGCCAAACUGACCCCAAGCAACAAGCGGAACUUCACUCUCAUCACCAUGAAUCAAUGCAGCACCCUGAGUUUCAGCCAGCGUUUCCAUCGACAUGAGGACUCCACAUG